Molecule: messenger RNA, 289 nt
Organism: Symbiodinium natans
Lineage: Eukaryota; Dinophyceae; Suessiales; Symbiodiniaceae
Source: the annotation of a GenBank genome assembly
GUCAGUGUUGCAGAAGUGCGUCAAGGACAACUCCCAGGUGCUCAUCAAUUGCCGCAACAACCGGAAGAUCUUGGCCCGAGUCAAGGCGUUUGAUCGGCACUCGAACAUGGUACUCGAGAAUGUCCGGGAGAUGUGGACUGAGACCCCUCACGGCGGCAAGAAGAAAGCAAAGCCCGUGAACAAGGAUCGCUUCAUCAGCAAGAUGUUCCUUCGCGGCGACUCAGUGAUCCUGGUACUCCGCAAUCCCAAGUUGGCAGCUCAGAGGGUUGUUUUGUUGGCUGCUGUUUGA